This is a messenger RNA of Salvelinus fontinalis (brook trout), 3054 nucleotides long. Its product is annotated as GMP reductase 2-like. Gene Ontology annotation, cellular component: GMP reductase complex. The record is from RefSeq and is a predicted model, not a curated record. Lineage: Eukaryota; Metazoa; Chordata; Actinopteri; Salmoniformes; Salmonidae. Gene Ontology annotation, biological process: nucleotide metabolic process. The transcript has 10 exons. The coding region runs from base 160 to 1206 and encodes 348 amino acids. Gene Ontology annotation, molecular function: GMP reductase activity.
CAAUAAUGGCUUUACAGUAAAGACCCGUCCUCUUAAGCAUUCAUGCCUCGCAUUUGUAGCGGAAACAGUGCUGGUGAAAUGAGACAUCUUUCUCAUACAUUUCAUAACGACAGAGCAGACAAAGAUACGUGUCCAUACUACAGAUAACCAGCAGUAGAAAUGCCUCGCAUUGAGAAUGACAUCAAGUUGGACUUCAAGGACGUACUUCUCCGUCCGAAACGAAGCACACUCAAGUCCCGUAGUGAGGUUGACCUGAUGAGAAGUUACACCUUCAGGAACUCCAAGGGAAGCUACAGAGGAAUCCCCAUCGUUGCAGCCAACAUGGACACUGUCGGCACCUUCGAGAUGGCUCUGGCUUUGUCCAAGUUCACACUCUUCACUGCCAUUCACAAGCACUAUUCAGUAGAUGACUGGAAGGAGUUUGCAACAAAGAAUCCAGAAUGUGUACCGAGUAUGGCAGUCAGCACAGGGACAGGUGAAGGGGACUUUGACAGGCUGGGUGAGAUCACAGCCGCUGUGCCUCAGCUCCAGUACAUUUGUGUGGAUGUGGCCAAUGGCUACUCUGAGCACUUUGUCCACUUUGUUAAAGACGUGCGUCAGAAGUACCCGACACACACCAUCAUGGCGGGGAAUGUGGUUACCGGGGAGAUGGUGGAGGAGCUGAUCCUCGCUGGCGCUGACAUCAUCAAAGUGGGCAUCGGACCAGGCUCUGUGUGCACCACCCGUAAGAAAACAGGGGUGGGUUAUCCCCAGCUGAGCGCUGUGAUAGAGUGUGCCGAUGCUGCUCACGGCCUGGGCGGACACAUCAUCUCUGAUGGUGGAUGCACUUGCCCCGGUGACGUUUCCAAGGCUUUUGGUGCCGGGGCGGACUUUGUGAUGCUGGGCGGGAUGCUGGCCGGCCACUCAGAGAGCGGGGGCGAGGUCAUCGAGAAGAACGGGAAGAAGUACAAGCUGUUCUACGGCAUGAGCUCCGACACGGCCAUGAAGAGACACGCCGGGGGUGUGGCCGAGUACAGGGCAUCUGAAGGAAAGACGGUAGAGGUAGUCUACAAGGGUCCCGUGGACGAGACCAUACGGGAUGUCCUGGGCGGGGUACGCUCCACCUGCACCUACGUGGGCGCAGGGAAGCUCAAGGAGCUCAGCCGCAGGACCACCUUCAUCAGGGUCACCCAGCAGCUCAACACUGUCUUUGGGAACGAUAACUAGGCGAGGUCCAGGCUGGUUCACACACACACACACACACACACACACACACACACACACACACACACACACACACACACACACACACACACACACACACACACACACACACACACACACACACACACACACACACACACACACACACACCAUACCGUUGAUAGUAAGAAUCAGUCAUUUGAGAAACUUAAACCUAGGAUAAAUGUUUGGUUGCCAAAACCAAAACCCUUUUAGAUAAUACUAUCAAACAAUCCCUUAUUUAAGCAAAAUGCAUUUGGGGGUGUGGUAUAUGGCCAAUAUACCAUGACCAAGGGCUGUUGUUAUGCACGACGCAACGUGGAGUGCCUGUUUACAGCCCUUAGCCGUGGUAUAUUGGCAAUAUACCAUAAACAUUUUGUCAUACCAAUCAGCAUUCAGGGCUCGAAUCCACCCAGUUCAUAAUUCAACUUUAAACAUAUUUGAUUUAUUCUAAACUGCCAUAAAUGUACAUUUCUUGGUAAUAAGUGAACUGAGGGCACUUCAGGAUGUAUUUCCAGGUUUUUCUUUUGUCAUCUUGCUCAAUCAUUCCCAUUCAGCUCUGGGGGCCGUGAGUACAGGCUUCUCUCUAUGUCCAAUAUUAUCUACCGCGUCCUAUCAUUUCACAUGAUCUUGCUCUCUCUCUCUCUCUUUGCCUCCCAAUCCCCUAUUUUCCUAACACUUCUAUGCACAUCCCUGUUUUUCAAGACAUCUCAUCGCCAUGCUGUUUGAAAACCAUAUGCCAUAAAUGAAUAUACAGUAUUUCACUGUAUGAAGUAUGUACUAUAUUGAGAUUGCAAGCGUUAAAAACAUCAGCUUUUAUUAUUGUAGAUAGUCAACAGAUUCUGAGUCAAGUAGACGGGCUACAUACAGUGAAGAGAUUCAGAUGUUCAUUACAAUGACCAAUACCGCUGAUUUUAAAAUAUUUCAGAUUAUUUUAUCCUUUCUUUUCAAAAUAACUUAAAUAUAUAUAUUGCACUUAAUGAUUUGCAAUGAUUUAGUAUUCCAGUCGUUUUCCCCAUAGCAAGUUAGCUUUUCUGCUAUUCUCAUGCGGACCAAAUAUUAAAGCGAGGAGGAAAUAGAUACUGAAUGAAAAUACUGACAAACAGGUGUUUCGUGUACUGUACAGCUACAGCAGCAACUCGGUCAGUCAAAUUACACACAGCAAGUUGACGGGAAACGGUUGUAGAAUACAAAAUGUAGGGUUGCAAAAUUCCUUUAACUUUACCCAAAUUCCCAGGUUUUCCAGAAGUCCUGAGUGGAACUUGGAAGAUUCCCAGAAUAUGGCAGAAAAAGCAGGAAAUCCAGCAAACCUCCAACCAGGAUAUCUGGAGCACUUGGGAAUUUUGGGAAAGUAACCGUAACUUUGCAACCCUAAUUCAAAGUAUUGUAGCGACCUUAACACUACACCUAGCGUCCUAGUCAAGAGGUUCGGACUUCUUAGCUUAAUGGUUAAGGUGUUGGCUUGACAGUCGCUGGACACGGUUCGAGUCCUUGUCGGGGCUCUCUCCUGAAUUCACGACAGUAUGUUUUGACCGUAAGGAAGGCAGGACAGCUUGGAUUUUUACCUCGAUUUACUGUUAAUUUCUCACUUUUGUCAAUUAGACUAGAUUGCAUGGAGAUUCUAUCAGUAUUCACAUUAUUACUUUACUGGAUAUUCAGUUACUUUGCUAGAAUGUUGCCUAUGCAUUAUUGUUUUAACAGUAUGACUUAUCAAACUACAGUUUAUUUAUGUACUGUAUUUUGUAUACUAUACUAUAUUACGUGGAUAUUUCUGUCAUGUUAAGAUUUACCCUUAAAAUGAACAAUGAACUAACAAUAAACAAUGCUCUCUGA